CACGAUUCUUCUUCAGAUCGGCAGUUCUUCGUCGGAACUCCGCCAGUAUGGCUCGUCAUGUGCGGUGGUGCUGUCCUCCAGUGAUAAUGUGCCUAAUUUUUGGCAUUUCUAGUAUGACCUGGAUCACGACUACAAGAGCAGAUUGUUUUUACGAUGACCAAAGGUACGAAGAAGGAGUAGAAGUUGAAACGUUCGAACAUUGUUUGAACUGUACAUGUACUAAAGGUGUUCUACUCUGCUACCUCAGGGUUUGUCCGAACAUUCCAAAUCCACCACCAGUUGGUUGUAUACUUUUGCAUCGUUAUAGGACUUGUUGUCCAGAACUUAUAUGUACAGACUUCGUAGGAGAUGGUAAUGCCUUGGAGGCGAGAUCAGAGCCAGAAGAAUUUGAUCUCUUACCAUUUGAGGGUGAUGAAGAUACUGAUGCUUGUAUUUUCAACGGAAGCAUCUAUGGUUCUGGAUCAGCAAUGGACUCUUCAUCACAAUGCGAAUAUUGUUAUUGCUUGAGAGGGAAACAAACUUGUGUGAAACCUAAAUGUCUUCUUCCAAUAGAUGGUUGUACUCCAACUUAUGACACUAACCAAUGUUGUCCUGUCCAGUAUAAUUGUUCAUUAGAUAUUUCAGUGAGCAGUACCACAACUACAAUGAUUCCGAAAAUAAAAUCUAGUACAGGUGGUUGUUUGGUAGACAAUGAAUUUUAUGCAGAAGGUGACAAAGUACUUGGUAUUGGACAUUCUGCUUGUGAUAACUGUUACUGUCUGAGAGGCAUGUUACGUUGUGAACCCUUAUCUUGUGCUCCUCCUCUUCUUGGAUGUACGCCUAUAAUAAAAUCUGGAGAAUGUUGUGCUGCAAGUUACAACUGCACCGGAAGCAUAGAGAUCAACCCUGUACCAAACUACGGACAAUAUCCAAUAGUUAGUGCAGAGUAUUCUAAACUACGUAAAGAACAACCUAAGAGACCAUACUCGUCCCAUUCUUAUAAAAAUAAUAAACCCCAGAAUCACGAAUCAAAUGAUCCUUUCUAUGUCAUUGCAGAGACACCGAUAUCUAAUAACAAAGUUCAUCGAAAUCAAGAUAGUUCGGGAACUACAAGGCAAUUCUCAGGAUUUUAUUUCAAUCCAAGUACAACGACUCCUUUCUACUACAAAUCUAUGGUAAGAGAAGGUGCUUCUACCAACGGGUUUAAACAUGUGACAAGGAGUUAUCCUGAAAGUAAGUUUAGAAGCAGCACCCUCAAUGAUAAUGACAUUCUAAGAAAAAAAGACCAAGAACUUCAGAUAACAAUAGAUUCAAGAGGAAAAAGCACAACACUUAAUCUUCUCGAUACCAAAAUAACGAAUGAUUUCAAUUAUAUAGUUGACACAACUACAGAAAUUUUCAACGUGGAAGAAACAACUAAUUUCACAGAACAAACUAUUGAAACCACGUCCACAAUUGAACCGGAUCUGACAGAAACUACAUAUACCAAAAACGAAGACUACUCAACAACAACAACUGAAGAAUUUACAACAUUGAAAGAAACUCCAACUACAGCGGAUGAAAACAUUUCCGAAACAAUAACAAUCAAAUCUGUAUUGAAUUCAACUGAUUGUACUAACGGUACUGAUUCGGAGCAAAUACUAGCCGAAAAAAUCAAUGAACUAGCAGAAACAAAUCAAUAUACACCUUCUACUGAAGUGUCCAGUAGUGAAUCAACAGAUAUUACAGAAAUUGAUUUGCAAAGCAGUUUCGCUUCUGUAGAUGGUGGUUUUCCGAAAGUUAAAAAUGGAUCGAAAAUAACGAGUUUAUUGAAUGCAUCGAAAACUAAGGAAAACGAUUAUGAUUUGGAUUACAAUGAUCCUUCUUUACCGCCAUCUUUACCAAAUCUACAUAUUAUACCAUUCUUGGCGGCUGAUGCUCUGGACAGCAAAAAAGGAAAUGACAAAACAGUCUACGCUCAGGAUAAAUCGUCAAAUGAUUCUAUUGAGUUCACGAAUUUAUUUUCUCCUCCAGAAAAAACAGAAGGAGGUUUUGUUCCAAAUAGUAACCCUGUCAUUUUGGAAACCCUUUACGAUAAUGCAGUGACAAUACCUUCCUCAUCAUCAUCAACAGAAAAUCCACCAGCUAGCUGUUCAUCAAGGGGAGAAAAUAUCCUACAUGGCCAAUCUGUAGCAUCGGAUUCUCCAUGCACGACUUGUACUUGUUUUUAUGGUAACAUAGUCUGCCAGAAGGUAUCAUGCCCAUUACCCAAACCAAAUUGUAGAAAAUCUAUAGAAGAUUUAAAUUUGUGUUGUCCUGUGUAUUUAUGUGAUGAUGUCGACAGCCCUGUUAAUGUUCAUCGUAAAAAUACUCCUGGAAACAAGGAACCAACAUUGGAUCCGUUCAAAGAUGUCAUCAAAACUGAACCAGCACCAGACCUUCAAUCCCUGAUGGUAGAUAUGCUGCCACACCUUACAAAAAAAACCACCAAAGAACCAACUAUUUAUAUAACAACUCUUCAGCCAGUUACAGUACAACCAGAAGCAGAGAAGACCAUCGAUAAAAAAGACGACACGUUAGGCUUAGAUAAAGUAUUGAAGCUUCUUCUUGGAGGAUUAGAUGAUCGAAAAGCAACUUCAUCCUCCCACGAGGAACCGAUAGCAAAAAACUCUGGAAACCCAGCAGUUACUGAUGUUCUGAAUAAUUUGGAAAAUGAAGAUCGAAAUUCCAGUGCAGCAAUUCUCAAACUGGCUGGUUGUAAUAUUUACGGAAGGAUGUACAGGGUGGGAAGAAUCAUAUCCGAACUAUCUGGACCAUGUUUAGAAUGUAAAUGUACUGAAGUUGGAGUCCAAUGUAAACAAUUAACGUGUUGAUUGCCUUUUGUAUGUUUACAUCUGUUGAUUGAAAUAUAUAUAGGAAAAGCACAGAAUAACUCAAGUCUGAGUUCGAAUUGAAAGACAGAGACCUAAUGGAGAUGAAGUGUUAUCGUGUACUGUUCCUCACUGAAUAUUUAUAAGAUGUACAAUUUGAAUUAUUUCGAAAGUUUCCUUGAAAAAUUUAUAUGUUUGGUAGAUGUUUAAUUACACUACACAGUGCCUAAUAGGUAUAAGUGACUAAUAAGAAAGCCAAAUUAGAAAACAGUAAACAUAGAAGA
This is a messenger RNA of Harmonia axyridis, 3112 nucleotides long. RefSeq lists its product as uncharacterized. Gene Ontology annotation, molecular function: protein binding. The coding region runs from base 48 to 2831 and encodes 927 amino acids. The transcript has 10 exons. NCBI's taxonomy places the organism in Eukaryota, Metazoa, Arthropoda, Insecta, Coleoptera, Coccinellidae. The record is from RefSeq and is a predicted model, not a curated record.